AUGAGAUACCCAUGGAAUGUGGUCUCUGAAGUUCUGAGGCUGAUGCCACCUGUACGUGGGGCUUUCAGAGAGGCAUUAACUGAUUUCACCUACGCAGGUUAUAGAAUACCAAAAGGAUGGAAGCUGAAGGAGAUGAAUAUGCUAGCUAGGCCACAAAGACUCGUGUUCCUGCAUCACAUUGUCAAGAGAUUCAAAUGUGAUUUACUGAUUCCUGAUGAGAAAGUCCCGUAUGAUCCAAAUGCCUGCCCCAUGCAUCCCAAGGUCUUCCAAGAGAGAUUGUUUCCAGACCCUCAACUUCCACCAGGAAGUCUAGGAUGGCCUCUCCUUGGUGAGACUUUACAGUUCUUGCCAACACGUCGCACACCAAAACCUGAGAGAUUUGUAAGCGAUAGAAUGAAGAAAUACAAUCCUCAGGUUUUCAAGACUUCACUGUUUGGAGAAACAGUGGCUGUGUUUUGUGGACCAGCUGGGAACAAGUUCUUGUUCCACAAUGAGAACAAGCUGGUCAAUCUUUGGUGGCCAACUUCAGUGAAGAAGCUGAUGAAAUCAAGUUUGUCUAAUGUAGUGGGCGACGACGCUAAGAGGAUGAGGAAGAUGCUCUUAACUUCCCUUGAUCGAGAUGCGCUCAAGAGGUACAUAGACAGGAUGGAUUUGGUCGCACAAAACCAUAUUAGGACACACUGGGAAGGAAAAGAGGAGCUGAAACUGCAUCCAACUAUCAAUUUAUACACAUUUGAGCUUUCUUGUCGCCUUUUUGCAAGCAUUGAUGACCCUACACACAUUUCCAAGCUUGCACACCAUUUUGACAUCUUUCUCAAAGGAGUCAUUCACUUUCCUAUCUAUGUACCUGGCACGCCAUUUUACCGUGCUUCCAAAGCUGCUGAUGCAAUCAAGGAAGAGCUUCGGUUGAUUGCUAGAAAAAGAAGAGAAGCUCUGGACAAAAAAAUGGAAUCGCACAGAAAAGAUCUUCUGUCACAUUUGCUUGUGACUACAGACGCAAGCGGAAAGUUACUAUCCGAGUCCGAGAUUGUUGACAACAUGCUGAUGUUGCUUUUUGCUAGUCAUGACACUACUACAUCAGCCAUGACAUGUGUAAUGAAGUAUCUUGCAGAAUUGCCUGAAGUUUACCAAAUGGUUUUGAGAGAGCAGCUUGAUAUUGCUAAGUCUAAAGAAGCAGGAGAGUUGUUGAAAUGGGAGGAUAUUCAGAGAAUGAGAUACUCAUGGAGAGUGGUCUCCGAAGUUCUGAGGAUGAUACCGCCUAUACGUGGUACUUUCAGAAAGGCAUUGGUUGACUUCACCUAUGCAGGUUAUAAAAUCCCAAAAGGAUGGAAGCUAUACUGGAGUCCUGACUCGACAACUAAAGACCCAGCUUACUUCCCAAAUCCAGAAGAGUUUCAUCUUGAGACAAAUUUCGAUAUUGCCAAUGAUUUUGGCUGUAAAACAGUACUAGUUUCUCAGGCGUCCACAAUCCAGUGUUGGUUACUUUGUUCUUGUAUGUGCAUAUGCAAGUAUUAUUGAUGUGGUUCUUCUAUUCAGCGUGUAGAAUCAUCCUUCUAUAGACAUUUA
Messenger RNA from Populus euphratica (Euphrates poplar), 1566 nucleotides. RefSeq names its product beta-amyrin 28-oxidase-like. The transcript has 8 exons. Bases 1 to 1518 code for a protein of 505 amino acids. Gene Ontology annotation, biological process: sterol metabolic process. The record is from RefSeq and is a predicted model, not a curated record. NCBI's taxonomy places the organism in Eukaryota, Viridiplantae, Streptophyta, Magnoliopsida, Malpighiales, Salicaceae. Gene Ontology annotation, molecular function: heme binding; monooxygenase activity; iron ion binding.